AUGGGUGACUCAACUACCCUGAUAUUUGUUGAAGUCAAACUCAGCCAAUCUCAAGAUUUUUAUGGAAACACAGGCCUUGCCAACCUCUGCCUUGCCAAAUCAAGCCCAAAGUCCCAGUAUCAAUACAUGAAGUUUCUCUCUGAGGUCACCUAUCCAUGUUUACAAUACAUGACAGAGGCUGUGAGGGAAGGAAAAAACCAGAUUCAGUCAGUGUUUGGCACUUCAGAAAAAGAUAUAUUUAAGGCCAUGUACAGUUCAAAGGAAGAGCAGCAAAGAUUCUCCAAUGCCAUGGAUGAUGCCUGGAGUCUGUAUGGUGAGGAAGUAAUGUCUGCAUUGGAUCUUUCUUGUUUCCAUGUUGUUUGUGAUUUGGGAGGUUGCAGUGAUGCCUUUGCAAAAAAAUAUAUUUCAUUGUACCCAAAUUCUACUGUGACCAUUUUUGACCUACCUGAAGUGGUGGAAAGAGCAAAGUCUUCUGCAUCCUCAGAGGAACACCGGAUUAUUUUCCAGGGUGGUGAUUUUUUCAAUGAUCCAGUUCCUGAAGCUGAACUGUAUAUCUUGUCUAGAAUACUCCAUGACUGGGAUGAUGACAAAUGUGUGACUCUGCUAACUAAAUUAUACAAGGCCUGUAAGCCUGGUGGUGGUGUGUUAUUAGUGGAGACAGUUCUCAAUGAAGACAGAAGUGGUCCUUUAGAAGCCCUCAUCUACUCCAUGGUGAUGCUGCUUAAAACUGAAGGAAAAGAACGGACCUCAUCUGAAUACAAUGUGCUUCUUGGUGCAGCUGGUUUCAAGGAGAUACAGUUCAGGAAAAGAAGAAUCUUUGAUGUUAUUUUUGGAAGAAAAUAA
Sceloporus undulatus (fence lizard) is the source of this 843-nucleotide messenger RNA. Its product is annotated as acetylserotonin O-methyltransferase-like. Gene Ontology annotation, molecular function: acetylserotonin O-methyltransferase activity. Gene Ontology annotation, biological process: methylation; melatonin biosynthetic process. Bases 1 to 843 code for a protein of 280 amino acids. The transcript has 7 exons. Lineage: Eukaryota; Metazoa; Chordata; Lepidosauria; Squamata; Phrynosomatidae. The record is from RefSeq and is a predicted model, not a curated record.